UUGAGAUUUAUUUUCAAGUUUCAAGCAUAUUCCGUCUCGCAUACGCGCGUUACCCGUCUCACCGGCUUGUUCGCUGCACAAGCGAUAAAAUCCUGCGAUAUGGUCAAAAAUCAAGACUUGAGGUCACCUGGCGUGUCUUAUCCGAGCAUCGACUAUGAAAACUUCUGGGACUGGUUCGUACAAGUAUCGGACAUCGAAUAUCAUUGGAAACAUGAACCGACUUACCUCAUCUCGCAGUUUGCCUUCUUAUUGGGUGGACUUCUAACGUUCAUACACGCAUUAAUUAAACGCCAAAGAUUUAUUUACUUAUGGAUCGGAAUAUUAUUACACGGCCUAGUGGUGGAGAUGAUGUCGUACUGGGUGCCGGACAUCGACAACUUUUGGCAUUCUCAAACACCAAUCAUUUUUCUUGGACAAAGAUUGCCCCUGCACAUAAUUUUCCUGUAUCCAUGCUUUCUCUACCAAGCAUCAGUGGCAGUUUCAAAGUUAAAACUACCCUUAUGGGCUGAACCGUUCGCUGUCGGUUUGUGUACCGUACUCGUCGACAUUCCGUACGACAUUAUUAGCGUCAACUUCCUGCAUUGGACAUGGCACGACACCGACCCAAACAUUUACGACCGGCAUUACUGGGUGCCAUGGAAUUCCUACUAUUUCCACGCGUGUUUCGCCGCAAGUUUCACAUUCUGGUUUCAUUUCUUCCGCAGGAGAAUGUGUAGUAACAAAGAUGGCGGCAAGUGGGAAGCAUCAACAAUGUGGAAAGAAAUUCUAUGCACGCUGUUUGCUUCAUUGCUUGGCACCCCUGGUGGAAUUCUAAUGUUCAUUCCAAUUUAUCAUCCACUUCACGACGUGUACAAACUCCACAGUGAAGUUACAUUCUUCAUUCUUUUCGCUAUUUUCUUAUUGAUUAUUUGGAGUGGCGAUCGCAAAGCACAACGAAACAAUAACGACAUUAAACCGAAAACAUUCAAAUCAACUUUUCUGUUGAUUUUACACUUAAUUGUGCAUUACACAAGCUUUUUAAUAAUGCCGAUAUUUUUCAAACCGGAAGACGAGAUCGCUGUUGGUUUAAAGGAACCUGUAGGCCCUUGUGAUAAAAUUGUUCCAGUACAAACUGUUUUCGGUGUGUUAAAAAAGCGUCAGUUUUUGUGCGUAAGUGAUUACGAUGAGAAGUAUUUCGACUUCCAUUGCAUCCCCAAGGAGCAAAUACCGCCGCAUGGCUCACAUUGGUACACUGCGUGUGGAGUACCACUUCAGAACCAAGUCGAGAUGAUUGCUAUUGUUAGCCUUAUUUGCGUAAUCGCGUGCUGUGUGUUUUGGAAUUUACAUUUCAAUUCAUUCGGAGAUGAGGCGAUUGCUACUAAAUUGAAAGCAACAAAGGUUUCAACCCAAAAGAAGAAAAAGUGAAACAAAGAGCAGCCAUCUUCGGAAAACAAUUGAACUUGUUUAACAAUCCAGCUGUUUUCCUAUGUAAUUAUAUAUGUUUCAAGGUUAAUUCCUUUGUAACCUCAAAAAUAUGCUUAUGUAAGCAUAUUUCCGCCAUUUUGUAACGCAUAAAAUCAACGUCCAAGGCUGCAGUGAUUACAUACACCGACUCAGCAUAUUUUAAGUACAAAAAUAUAAAUAUCAAGUUACUUCUGAA
Dalotia coriaria is the source of this 1639-nucleotide messenger RNA. RefSeq lists its product as uncharacterized. Bases 100 to 1404 code for a protein of 434 amino acids. Lineage: Eukaryota; Metazoa; Arthropoda; Insecta; Coleoptera; Staphylinidae. The record is from RefSeq and is a predicted model, not a curated record. The transcript has 6 exons.